Molecule: messenger RNA, 1381 nt
Organism: Nicotiana attenuata
Lineage: Eukaryota; Viridiplantae; Streptophyta; Magnoliopsida; Solanales; Solanaceae
Product: two-component response regulator ORR26-like
Exons: 5
Coding region: 177-1226 (349 amino acids)
Biological process (GO): phosphorelay signal transduction system; cytokinin-activated signaling pathway
Molecular function (GO): DNA binding
Source: RefSeq, a predicted model, not a curated record
GUAUUAUGCAGGUCACAUUUCAAGUUAAGUUGUUCUAGAAAAUAUUAGUUGUUCAGUUAGUUGACUACUUGAACUUUCACCUGAGGGUCCGAUUUUUGUUUACAGUAACGACAAUUGAACAAGCAACUGUAGCUCUGUCCAUUCUCCGGGAAAGGAUCGAUCAAUUCGACCUUGUAAUGGUGGAUGUCAACAUGCCAGAAAUGGACUGCUUUGAGUUCAUCAACAGCACUCAACUCAUCAAAGACAUACCUAUUAUUUUAAUGUCAUCAAAUGUGAAGAGGGGAAUGGUGGAAGAAGCAGUGGCACAAGGGGUAUGUUUCUUUUUUAUGAAGCCAAUUUCAACAAAGAAACUCAAGAAUAUAUGGCAACAUGUGUAUAGGCACCAAAAGAAAGUAAGUCAAAAUUCAGAAAACAAUAAGGCUAAUAAUCAAGUUGAAGUAAUGGACAGUACAACUUGUGCUAAUAAGAAAUUGCAAGACACAAAGGGAAAAAGCAUAGUGAAUUCUGCAGAAGAAGAGGAUCAUUCGUUGGUUUCGGAAAAACCUAUGGACGGACAACAGAAGAAAAGGCGACGCCUACAAUGGACACCAGAUCUUGAAAAGAAAUUCAAGAAGGCCGUUCGCAGGUUAGGACAAAAAGCCCGUCCUAAACUUAUAAUGGAGAUGAUGGAUGUUCCAAAUUUGACUCAGAAACAGAUUGCGAACCAUCUGCAGAAAUACAGAGUCCAAAAACAACAAGCUCCACAUGUUCAACCAGCUACUUAUUCCAUACUUAACCAAUCUAAAAUCAUGUCGCAAACGCCACACCCUCUGGUUCCAUUAAGUCAUUCUCAAUAUGGAAUUAAUUCUGUGUCCCAGAGUUUGUCUUUCCCUUUGAACACAUCAACAUUGUUGCAUUCUGGAACCAAUAUGUUUAAUCACUUUCCAGACAACGGACAUCGUUUCAAUGUACUGAAUUCAAAUGAGUUCGCGGCAAACUUCAACGAUCCAUUUCAAGAAACAUACUUACCUCAACCACCUGCACUUCCUUCUUUAGUUUCACCAAAUCCAAACGAUUAUGUCUUGACGGAGUUGGAUGGUUGGAACGAUUAUUUAGCUUCACCUGAAAAUCUCAAUGGCGAAAUGAUAGAAAAUCAGAUUGACAGUUACUACAGUUGGCUAGAGAAAGAUCCUAUCAGUAGCAGUUCAACUCAAGAUAAUGUCCCUACAAGGAGUCAGAAUCCUUGAUAUGGACAAAUUGCAUUUCUGGAGUAACGGGAGAAGAUGUUCGAUAGUUUUCAUUGAUCAAUUGCGAUUGGAUUAUUUAGAACUCAGACAAUCUUUAUCUUCUGUUUUCUGAACUUAAAACAACUGUACGAGUAUGUUCCAUUAUGUUUUUUUAA